Ylistrum balloti is the source of this 2435-nucleotide messenger RNA. RefSeq names its product solute carrier family 28 member 3-like. NCBI's taxonomy places the organism in Eukaryota, Metazoa, Mollusca, Bivalvia, Pectinida, Pectinidae. The transcript is spliced from 11 exons. Bases 1 to 1890 code for a protein of 629 amino acids. Gene Ontology annotation, molecular function: nucleoside:sodium symporter activity. Gene Ontology annotation, cellular component: membrane. The record is from RefSeq and is a predicted model, not a curated record. Gene Ontology annotation, biological process: nucleoside transmembrane transport.
AUGAAUCAGGAAAAGGCAGUAGAGAUGGUCACCAAGGAUUGCCUCAACGACAGGACUGAUGACCAUCUUGAUCGGUUGAUGUCUCCCGAAGAAAAAGUGAAUGAAAAUGUUAAUUGUUCUAACACCGAGGAUGCCGACUUGGAAACAAGCAACAGCAUCAACGACGACAGAUCGGGUCCAUGUUCAUCACCACUCGGGGUUAUCAUCCGGAUUCGGAGGUCCUGUGAUGCUUGUUGUCAAAAAAACCAAUCAAGAUUUAAACAAAUUAUCACGGUUAUUCUAGUAUUAGGCUACCUUGCGUAUUUUAUCUACGCCAUGUUGUAUAGGUUUGGCGAUGAAGGUUCGGUUCGCCUGAUGGUGGUUACCGUUGUCGUAUCCGCAGGAUUUGUCGUCAAGUUCGUCUUGAAAAAGUCUUGGCCUUCAGUGUCUUCUUCAUUGCAGUCUACAUGUUGUUUCAAACGAAUCAAACGGCAAAUUGGAAAACGACGUCGACUUUUUCAACGGCUUGCUAGCACCCUCGCGAUUCUCGCUAUUUUCUUAUAUGUUUUGGUCGACGUGUUCAUCAAAUCUCCGUCAAGCAUCGUCUCAGCUGUUGGAAUGUUUGUGUUUAUAAUGCUUAUGUUCUUUUUCUCCAAAGAUCCAGCAAAGGUGGUGUGGCGGCCUGUGCUCUGGGGACUUCUUUUACAGAUUAUCUUUGCGCUAAUUGUUCUCCGCUCAUCAUGGGGAUAUGAUGCUUUUGAUUGGCUAGCACACCGAGUAACGGAAUACCUUGGUCAUUCUGAAACUGGAGCCAAUUUUGUGUUCGGACCUGCCCACAAAGAGCAUCUAUUUGCAUUCACUGUUCUACCAGUGAUCAUUUUCUUCAGCGCCUCUAUUUCAAUCCUGUAUUACCUGGGCUGGCUCCAAAUCCUCAUCCGGGCACUUGGCGUUGUUAUGCAGUAUAGUCUUGGUAUUUCCGCCAUGGAAUCUCUGCACGCUGCAUUUAACAUUUUCGUCGGUUGGGGGGAGACAACCACGUUUCUGCAUCCAUUCUUUGAUGAUAUGACACUCCCUGAACUACACACCGUUAUGACUAAUGGAUUUGCAACUGUGUCAGGAAGCACUCUUGUUAUCUACCAUAUGUACGGGGCUCCUGCUAAUCAUCUGCUAUCAGCAUCUGUCAUGUCGGCUCCAGCAGCUCUCGCCUUGUCGAAGCUCUUUUAUCCGGACGAAAAGAUUAGGAAAUCAAAGGUUAACAUGGACAAGAAAGGAUAUGGCCAAAAUAUCAUAGAUGCAGCGUCUAUAGGUGCUAUUGGAGCGACAUCUAUUGUCGCGUACAUAUUGGUGAGCGUGUUGGCUUUCUUUUCCUUGUUGGGAUUCUGCAAUGCUACCCUUGAGUGGCUAGGUGACCGCGUGGGACUCAUCCCGCCUGACUACCCUGUCCUUUCAUUCCAGUUAAUAUGCUCGUACCUAUUAUGGCCACUUGUCUUCUUGAUGGGUGUGGAACCAGCAGAUUGUCAUGUGGCUGCCAGAAUGGUGGGCAUGAAAACAUUCAUUAAUGAAUUUUUCGCCUAUGAAGAUCUGGGUGAAGUGAUAAGGAAUGGCGAGAAAUUCCGGAAUUUUAACGGAACUUGGCACUUAGACAAGAUUGGAAACAUUAUUAUGGACACGCCCGGAAACGCUACUGUUCUGAUUGGCGGUGUUAUGUCAGCCCGAUCUGAGGUUAUAACAACAUACGCUUUGUGUGGAUUUUCUAAUGUGACAGCGCUAGGCAUUAUGAUUGGAGCGUUGACGGCGGUUGCACCCUCUAGAAAGGAAGACAUUGUCAAAGUAUCUUUCCGUGCUCUCAUUUCUGGUUGUAUGGCUUGUUUCAUCACUGCUUGCGUGGCUGGUUUGCUAACAACAGCCUGAUCAAACGUGCUUCAGAUGACCUCGAGAACCUAAGAAUCUACACCUAUACAUAACAGCGGCAUGAGACCAGAAUACAUAUUGCUUAGAUCAAUGAAAAUUAGUUACUUUUUAAUGAUGCUAAACAAGUUUAUGAAGAACUCAGCAACAGACAGAAGGCCUUAGUGUUGCAAAUAUUUUUGUAUAUUGAAUUAAUUAUUUAUAUGACGUUGGACAUAUCUUACAUUGUUUAUUCCAAUGUGAACAGAUACACGUUGUAAGAUUUACAUGAUCAACGAAAGAAGUGAAAAAUACAUGAAACGGAAAAGAGUUUGUUAAAUGGUGGAGAGGAGACGAACAUAACUUGAGGAAAGACAACUCUUACUUGUUUCUAUCGUUUCAUGGGAUUCUUACUUUCCUUUUGUUCUAGUGCUCUAAAAUAUUUUAAUACGUUUGUUAAAAUGUAGAAAUAAUCUUAUUCCUCGGACAGAAUUGUGAAAACAUCCUUUACCUUUCUAAUUUACCUAAUCAAACAUUUACCUUCUUUGACUAAAAAAUCUUAACUUGAA